AUGUGCUACUCGCAUUCCCACAAUUACUCAUUGCCUCGCUCCCUGUCUGACAAAAAGGAAUCUUUAAACCUGAUAUUGGAAUUAGUAUACGUAUGUUUGCCCUUCUGCCUGGACUCCAGGAAAUUCAUUACGAGCCUUGGAGGGAAUGGCCCAAUGUUCAUCAGAUGUGGACGAACCAAUGUGAGUGCUACUGUGUUAAUUCAUUGUUCUCCGUCACUUCUAUAUUCAGGUCAAACUCUUGACCUGCUAAUACUCUUUUUCUUUGUAGCUUUACAACAUCUUUUUAAAUCGCUUUUUGCUCUCAAUUACAGAGACUCAAUUUCGACCAAACUUACCCAGCUAGCUACAAGGGUAGGGCGCUUGCUAACGCCAGUCUCACACUUGAACACCUCUCAAUGUCGUUCAUGGGAGAAGCUAGCCAUUUUCUCAAAGCUCGAGAACUUUCCUGAAAGUAAUUGGCCUAACUUGACUUGGCUUGCGCUGACUUCACGACUGCUCGUGCCACGGGAGCGCUCGGCGGAGUUGGAUGAUAUGCUUCAGGCAGCGGCGGCGGCGACUAUGGAUAUGCCAAAUCUUGGAAAAAAAAAAAAAAAAAAAGGAAAUAUGGAACGGAGAGAAGGGGCUUGGGACUCUGUAUCAUUGAAGCAUUGCGGCCAAGGAAAUGUUAUCAUCAAGGAGUUACUGGAUAUUAGUGAUAGUAGCAAGUCUCAUGGUAACGCCAUACGCCAUUUGCAAUUGUCAAAGCCUGUCGUUCGCCCUGCCUCACUGCGCCAGAUUCAGAUGAUGCACACAGUUUGA
Molecule: messenger RNA, 798 nt
Organism: Botrytis sinoallii
Lineage: Eukaryota; Fungi; Ascomycota; Leotiomycetes; Helotiales; Sclerotiniaceae
Exons: 3
Coding region: 1-798 (265 amino acids)
Source: RefSeq, a predicted model, not a curated record